CUUGGAAAAUCAAAUAGCUCUGUACAAGUUGUACGACAUGCGCUUCUAUAUGGUAAAGGAAGCUUGAUACAUGAUGUAAGAUGUAACAUGAAAAGUGUUUACAUAAAAAAUCAAAAUAAAGUAUUGCAAAAUGGAAGUUUUAAAUGUAUUAAUUGCAAUAGGUCUCAUUCAUUGCUCAUUAUUCUUUUUUGACACAAUUUUUAAGACAUGUUCACAUUAUCCAUACCUAUAUUUUUUGAAAAAUACUGGUUUAGAAGUUCAAAUAUUGCGAAUAAAAUGGUUUACUACAGCAUUUAAUCGUAAAAUAAUUAAAUGGGGCAUGGGUCGCUCUAAAUUUUGGACUGCUUGGUUUAAUGCAGGAGUGAUUAUUAGUGUCAUUAUUUUGCCAAUUGCUAUAAUUAUAAUCUUAAGAAUGACGUUCAAUAUAUGGUCUAAUGGACCAUCUCUUGAUAAUACUAAUUCUGAACCUUUAUUGGAACCCAUGUUACCUGGCAUAGAUAUGCCCUUCAAUGAGAUUGGAUAUUAUAUCAUUACAUUAGCAGUUUGCAGUAUUAUGCAUGAGUUAGGGCAUGCAUUGGCUGCAGCAAGAGAAGAUGUUCAGUUAUUUGGUUUGGGAAUAUUAAUUGCUUUCACAAUACCCAUAGCUUAUGUACAUAUAAGCAGUGAACAACUUAGUUCAUUACCAUUAAAAAAUCAACUAAGAGUUACUUGUGCAGGAAUCUGGCAUAACAUAGUACUUGCUACAAUAGCUGCAACCGUUCUUUUGCUUUCUACAUGGUUCUGGGCACCAUUUUAUGUAAUAGGGAAUGGAAUUUAUGUAAAGACUAUUUUACCUAAUUCACCUGUACUAGGUCCAACAGGACUUCUUGAACAGGAUUUAAUAUAUGAAAUAAAUGACUGUCCUGUAAAAUAUACUGAAGAUUGGUACGAUUGCAUAUUAAAUACAGUUAAUCAACCAGCUCUUGGAUACUGUGUUAAACAAUCAUUUAUUCAGGAAUAUGAUGAGUCCGUUCCAUCAAAACAAAAAACUAAUGGUGCUAUAAACUGUUGUACAUCAGAUAGUGAAGUUACAGGAAGUUUAUGCUUUGAGUACAUUGAAGGACCACAAGCAGCUCCUUUACAUUUACCUCCUCAUUCUUGCCUUCCAGCCAGAACUAUGAUUAAUCAGUCUCAAAAUUUUUGUCAUGCUAGUCAUGAAUGUGUAUUUCAUGAUACUCAUUGUUUAAGACCUUCCCUUGAUAAUGUUACCAAGGUUGUUCAAAUAAAAAGGAGAGAGGGAAAGGAUGUAUUAUUUUUCGGACACCCAGCAGAUAUCUAUCGAACUGUUGAUGUAUCUGAUUGGAUACCUAAAUAUUCAUUCUUAAAUCCUAAAUUACCAGAAGCUUUGACGCUUCUUUGCAAAUAUAUUACAAUAUUUUCUGCAGGAUUAGCAAUUAUUAAUAUUGUGCCUUGUUUCUUUCUGGAUGGACAAUAUAUUAUAAAUAUACUUAUACUUUAUUUAUUAAAUUUUACGCCCCACAAUAAAAAUGUUAGACAAACCAUUAUAUUAACGAUAACAAGUAUAGGUACAUUAUUUCUUACUAUAAAUUUAUUGUAUCUACUUAUGAAUAAAUUAUUAUAAGUAGUAAAAGAAUGUUGUUAAUAUUCGAAAUUUCUAUUUAGAAUACAAAGUACAUUAUUAUGAAUUACAUUUCUAUAUAAGUUUAAUGGCACUUUGUAUCGCUUAUUUAAAUAUCUUAAUAAAUCUUGCAGUCUCGCUUAAAAAAUUAUUUACAUCUUUGGAACAACAGAUUGGACCACAUAGGAAGAUUAUAUUAUAUAUUUCUAUAUUUUUUGGAAAUAAAUUAUUAGUAAAUAUAAUAUGUAAAAAUCUAAGUAGAUUAGAUAGUUAUAUUCAAGUACAAUAUAAAAAUAAAGCUAUUGCUAUGUUCUGAUAUGACAAAAAA
Molecule: messenger RNA, 1946 nt
Organism: Bombus terrestris (buff-tailed bumblebee)
Lineage: Eukaryota; Metazoa; Arthropoda; Insecta; Hymenoptera; Apidae
Gene: S2P
Product: membrane-bound transcription factor site-2 protease
Exons: 6
Coding region: 131-1621 (496 amino acids)
Biological process (GO): membrane protein intracellular domain proteolysis; regulation of response to endoplasmic reticulum stress
Cellular component (GO): membrane; cytoplasm
Molecular function (GO): protein binding; metalloendopeptidase activity
Source: RefSeq, a predicted model, not a curated record